Messenger RNA from Microstroma glucosiphilum, 1690 nucleotides. RefSeq lists its product as hypothetical. NCBI's taxonomy places the organism in Eukaryota, Fungi, Basidiomycota, Exobasidiomycetes, Microstromatales, Microstromataceae. The record is from RefSeq and is a predicted model, not a curated record. The coding region runs from base 272 to 1507 and encodes 411 amino acids. The transcript has 4 exons.
GUGCAAUUCAUCUCACCCUUGCACACGCCCAAAAUCGUUGCGAGCCUCAUCAGAGCGAGUCAAGCUCACGUGGUUCUUCAUCAUAGUAUGGACUCCGGCUGGAUCAAGGAGGUCGAGGCUAUGACCCGAGAAUCAGGUAAGCCGUUGGAAUUCAGAGAGCUGUCUUCAAACCAGCUCCUCGUCCCGAUUGUGGAGCACUUCAGAACUGAUGCUCUGAUCAUCUCUGACACUGGCAGAAACGAAGACCAGGAGCCCUAGCGUCAUCGGUCCGAUGUUGCACGCGGUCAAGCCUCAACCAUUCGUAUAUCUGCACACCUUCGGCAGCACAGCCAACCCGAAGCUGUAUCCCAUCGACUACCAAGCUGCCAAUAUGAGCGCAAAGGAUGCUGCCUUCUGGUGUCAUCAGCAGCCCGUAGAAAAGCGAUGGAAGUGCCAGAUGCAGACCAGCCUGCCCUUCCACUUAUCUUUCCAGAACCCAGUCUGGCGAUCUCUGAUGUGUGGCACUGCCUGUGCGUUUCCCGUGUUAGGCGCUUCGUUCACUACAAUCCCGAUGGCGAAAUUGGUGCCAGAUCCUCCAGAACUUCUUGACUCUCUCUACCUUUCCAAAGCCGACAUAGUCUAUGCUAGCCCUGACCUACUACAGGCCAUGCUUGAAAAGGCUGCGUCGCAUAAUUCGAAGGAGAUCUGGCGAGAGGCAGUCAGGAAUCUCAAGGAGGCCCACACGGGAGGAGCACCCGUCAGCGUCGAAAAAGCAGACUGCUUCGAGCGGCACGGCUUGUCGGUACUGCAAGUCUUCGCGCUCACAGAAGCUGGCUUGCUCUUUCAAGGCCGAAAGGAGCACACCGGCCACCUCACUUGGCUCAAGCCCUUGCCCAGUAAGAAAACUCACAUGCUCUUUCGACAGACGGCGGCAGACCCCGAGCUUUACCAGCUCUGGCUUCGAUCGGACUUUCCCGGUCUGCGCUGUCCCUCCGACAAGAUCGUGCCAUACCCAGAGGACCCGAAGAUUCUUGCUUGGAAUACUCUCGACACCUUUCGCAAGCUGCCCACUAUGGGUGAGCACGAUGAUCUUGUGACCUUUGCCGGAAGGGAAGACGACUGGCUUCGCUGCACUCACGGUACGGCAGUAAGAGCACUGGAGCUGGAGGAUUUCCUCCUGGAGGCUUUGCGAGACGUGCUCGGCUUCGAUAGGGUUCGAGCGCUCACCGUUAUCGGCCACGGUCGAUAUGCCUUGGGCAUAGUCCUUCAAGGCAACACAUUGGGUCGGGUUCCCGAAGACAGAGAGGUAGAGGCAUUCGAAAGGGUCUGGCACUUUGCUAGUAAGAAGCUGCUCCAGAAUCCCGAACAGGUCAGAUAUCUCAUUCGCACCGACUUGACGAGUCCGAUUCAAAUGACAUUGAAGGGGAAUCCUUUGCGGGGGCAUAAUGAGAUCAGGUUUGGCCCGAAGCUGGUCCAAUUGAUAAAAGACGCGGAGGCGAAGGCUUCCACGUCAGAGAAGGAACCUUAGCGCGACCUUUCACUCUAGCACUGUAAUUAUUUCCGUCUUGGUUCAUGGAGUACCCUAGCAGAUGAGUCUUGUCGACAAUUGUAUUCAUCUAACAGUCUAUACGCGUCGCUUGUGAAAAGCUGAGCCAUCGCUCCUGUGUAAAGCGAGGGUUGAGGCGCGAUAGCCAGGCGUAAGAGUAUGCAU